AUGUUGGUAGAAUUAUCUAGAUCCGUUGAUGAAAAUAAUUCGGAAAGAACAUUCGUCUUAACACCUCUCACCAGAGACUACAAAUUUAGAAGACACAUACGUUCAAUGUCGGAUGUCCAAAACAGUACUCCUUACAGAAUUCCUUACCGGUCUAAGAAAAACUUCUCACUUACCUACGACUCCGACACUAGGUCGAGGAGACUGCCCUACUGUCUACCAAUUGAGUCGUCAGAUUCUAGUGAUUUCUGCGAAUUACCAAAAAGAAGAAUAGAAUACGAGAUCUUAAAGCAUUCGGACUCAAUGCGCAUAUUAUAA
This is a messenger RNA of Pieris macdunnoughi, 315 nucleotides long. Lineage: Eukaryota; Metazoa; Arthropoda; Insecta; Lepidoptera; Pieridae. The record is from the annotation of a GenBank genome assembly.